This is a messenger RNA of Bicyclus anynana (squinting bush brown), 2523 nucleotides long. RefSeq lists its product as uncharacterized. The record is from RefSeq and is a predicted model, not a curated record. The transcript is spliced from 5 exons. Lineage: Eukaryota; Metazoa; Arthropoda; Insecta; Lepidoptera; Nymphalidae. Bases 20 to 2299 code for a protein of 759 amino acids.
ACAAGAACAAAAAAAAUAUAUGACUCCAAAUGUAAUGCAUAAUCCUGAGCCUGCUUCUAGUACUAACAGGAACUAUGAACAAGUUGAUGACAUAACGAAAGAUACUAAUGAUUUAGGUGAUUGGCUUUAUGAUCAAUUCUUUAAAACAAUAGAGAACCAAGUAAUUAAUAAUACUGAUGAUAAAAAUAAUAUAUUAACAAGGCGCAGUGGAUCACAACUGUCAAUAGAAAAUCCUACAAAAAGUAAAAAGUGGCGUAAACAAAGAAAACCGAUGAAACAAAAAGGAAAUAGAGACCAGCUAAGAAGAAAAUUGCUUCGAAUAACAGAAAAUGACAGUUUGUUUGAUAUAUCUUCAAAAUCUAGCUCAGAUUCUAGUGAUUCAAGUUCUAGUUCUGACGUAUCGUCCAUGGAGUACGAAGUACAACAAAAGGAACAUCAUAAACAUGAUGAUGGUGAACACGGGCAUAAAAAGAUAGUUGUUAUAAACAAAAAGCCGAAACAACCAUUGCCUAGCUUCAUAUUUUUACCGAAUCUUGAGACACCAUUCUAUCCUCCGAUAGGUUUACCAGCACCACCAAUAGUACCCAUGUAUCCAAUUGUACCAGUCCCUCCUGUACCAUUAUGCCCAAUAACAGGUUGUGAUGACAAUAGAGGCAAUGGUAACAUUGCAACCAUCUCUUCUGCUCCAACUACUACUACUACUACUAGUACAGCAACUACUGCAGCUGCAGUAUCUUCGAAUGCUACUACUUCCGAACCAACAGUUACCAGUGUACAAUCAACAAGCCUAACUGAAACAUCAGAUACUGCAUCGACAGAUGCUGAACCGACAAUUGUCAAUGAUUCUACUUCUGAUAUUCCUAAAACAGACUCUAAAACGCUACGAUCAAAAAAUAAAAAGAGGAAGAAAGUUGCAAGACUAUUAAACAACGAAGGAAGAGGCACUAAUCACGGGAUGAAUAACUUGAAUCGCAUCGAUCGCCAGAAAAUAAUGCAAUAUCUCAAACAAAAACUACCUGCCGCUAGUUACUUCAAACCAUCAUGGAAUAAGAAAAUAUUUGCAAAGAAAAUCAUUAGUCGAAACAAAAACAUCGAAAACCCAAAUUUAGAUAGCAAUCUAUUUGAUAAUGAAUAUUUAAAUAAUGAAAUAAACCCUAACCCAGAACAGGGAGAUGAAACAUUUCAUGAUAAUGUAGACUUUAAAUAUAUAACUGAGCUUAUACAUCGCACAGAUCUUAAAAAUAAUUCGAAGGCUUUACCUCCUAUUGAGUAUAAUCCAAUGGAGAGCAUUGAUACGUAUCAAUCACCAAAUAUAAAUGAAAAUAGAUAUUCCGAUUACAGUGUUCCUUACGACGACGGCAGAACAAUAAACCGUCCCAUAUACCACAAACCAGAUGAAUCAUACUACGCUAGUUUAGGCAGACAAAUUGCCACAAUGAUACGAAGCUCAGAUAAUCCUGAAAACGUAGAUAAAGAAGGAACACGUGAUAACACAAAGAAUGACUUAUAUUUGAAUGACUCGCCUACAUCAUUUUGGGAACGUUCUGUGCGAUCUCCGCUUGCUAUUAUAAAAAACAAAAACAAAGAAUAUGAAUACUUGAAAAAAAGUAAUGAAGAACUGCUUUUCGAUAUUGAAAACAAAGUUGAAAUAAUAGCUUCUACUGCGCCGACUUUAACCUUACUAGAAAUAGAAAAUAUCGUCAAUGUUAUGGAAGCAGCUAAAAGGGAUAUUCAACGUAAUAAUAAAAAUAUUGUAAAGAAUUCCAUUAUAUCUAAUAAAAAUCUUAACAUUGAUUUAUGGCCACCGAAAACACAGAAUUCAAAGAACAGUUAUAAGAAAUCUAAUUUGCCGUAUUCAAAUAAAGUCAAGCUAGAGCAUAAACUUAGUAACUUAAAAAUUAACAACAAUUUUCCAAGUGUUCAAUUGCACAGCAUUCAAAAAAUUGUAGCUUGGAAUAAUGGAAAUUUAAAACAAAUAAACCAAACCAAUUACAACCCCUCAACCUCUAAAUCUUCAAUAGACGACAAUAAUUUUAAAACAACUCAGACUAAUUAUAAUUUAGGAAAUCCAAACACAAUUAAUCACUCUCCAGCAAGAAGAAUUCCUUUCUUUCAAAAUACUGUUAAACAGACGUUUUCACAGAAAAAUCCGUAUAUUUUGAGUCAUAGAAAGUAUUUCCAAGACAAUUACAAUUAUUAUGUGAAUCAAAAAGAAGAUCUCCCACAUUUACCACCGGUUGCAAGAAUUGCCAUGAAGCCGUCAUAUUUUCCUGAUAUAAGUCAAUUUGCUUACCUCUGAUAAUUCAAUUGCUUUAAAUGUACCUACAUAUUGAAUUGAAACAAUCUAGAAUUUAUAUCCCACAAGAUCGUUUUUAUUGUGGUCCACUAUUUUUAUUGUUAAAAAUAUGUAUAUUUAAUAUUUUAUAUAUUAUAUUAUUCGGCUCUCUAAAUAAAUCUAGCUCUAUACAAUCUAUACAUUAUAAAGAUUCUAUAGAGCUAGAUUCUAAAACAAAUAAAAAUAGU